AUGACUAAAGCUGAGGAAAGACGAGUAACGAUCUACCUGUCGGGGGUAUCUGGAGAUAUCCAUUGUAAUUUUGAGUUUGGUAAACUGUGUGAAGGCUGGUCUCAAGGAGUUGAUGGAGCCGAGGACGAUUUUGAUUGGUUAAUAUGGAACGGUCAUGACCCUUCCCAAGAUUCCUCUUCAGUUCCGGGUUACACCAUGGAUUAUACCCUGUCCAAAAAUAAACAAGAGCGAGCCAUGUUUGGAACACCAGUAUUACAGCCAGUAGGUGGCGUGGUGAAUGCAAGUUUCUGGUUCCGGUUAAAUGGUAACGAUGUCCGCCAUCUUAAUGUUUACGUCAGAGAUCUGUCAUUAGGGUCGGCUGCUAAAAAAAUCUGGUCGGCAGACGGCUCUCAAGGCGAGGCUUGGCAUUAUGUAGAUUUAGUUUUUGAUGUCAUGGGACCUUUCAGAGUAUUAUUUGAGGCGACUAUCUCGGGGUAUGAAUCUGAUAUUGGAGUAGAUGAUAUUUACAUUCAAAAUGCAGAUCGAUUGCCGGAUAUCGAUAAUUUGUGGGGAAAUAAAAUCAAUCCAGAUUUACAUGCGUCGAUAGAUAUACCAACCCAGGCUCCUGUGAUCCCGGUGAAUGCUGGGACACUCGGUGGCGGAAGUAGUGACCAUUCCUCGUGGAUAGCAGAAUAUUUACCCAUAAUCCUCGCCGUUAUAGGUGGCUCCAUCUUUUGGAUUGGAAUUAUCGUCAUUAUAAAAUGUUACGUCAGAAAACGCAGACGGCGAAAAACGCGGGAAAGAAAUUUGAAUGUGUACAGACGUGAGGAUACGACGUAUUCCGUUAGUAGCCAAUCAGAUGACGAGAUUUACACACUUCCGGUUCCGCCGGAUAUACCUGCCCACGAAACUAUUACAAUUUCCCGAGAAAACCAAUUUUAUGACACUAGGAAUUUAAGAUUUCCAAAAUAUGGCUUUAGUGAUUAUUCUUCAGCAAUGGAAUCAGAUUUUAGGUGA
Messenger RNA from Lottia gigantea (owl limpet), 996 nucleotides. RefSeq lists its product as hypothetical. Gene Ontology annotation, cellular component: membrane. Lineage: Eukaryota; Metazoa; Mollusca; Gastropoda; Lottiidae. The coding region runs from base 1 to 996 and encodes 331 amino acids. The transcript has 6 exons. The record is from RefSeq and is a predicted model, not a curated record.